AAAAAGAUAGUAAAUUCGUCAGAGAAGAAACCACAGCUUCACUUGGAUUGGCCAUAAUCCCAAUUACCUUUACUUCUAAUGUAAUAAACAAUAACCACCUUAGUAAUUAUGAAUCCAUCACAAUUCCGACUAAAGUACUUGUAGAAAAAUAUGACCUCAAGAUGCCUAAUUAUAUCCUGCUUGGUAACAAUUGGUUCUAUGGACGCAAUAACCAUGGAAUCCAGAUGUAUUUACCGGAAAUAGUAACAGAUGCAAAAAAUGCUUUUGUAAGAACCACCUUACGCAUUAAGGACCUCAGUUGGAAAGUUGAUACAACUAAAGCUAAAAAGAAGCCAAGGGUUAAUGUAUCUGUUAAUAAAAGAGAUAUCCCUGCAUCUUCUGGUUCAGAUACCUCCGAUUCGAUUACUUCGGACAGCAAUUUAGAUAGUUCUUCCACAUCUAGUUCGGAAAUAGAAGCAAUACAUAAGACCGAAGGUGUAAGGAAACGCCCUAUUCUAAAGCGUAAAGUAAAAC
Messenger RNA from Entrophospora sp. SA101, 513 nucleotides. NCBI's taxonomy places the organism in Eukaryota, Fungi, Glomeromycota, Glomeromycetes, Entrophosporales, Entrophosporaceae. The record is from the annotation of a GenBank genome assembly.